This is a messenger RNA of Lathyrus oleraceus (garden pea), 735 nucleotides long. RefSeq lists its product as uncharacterized. The record is from RefSeq and is a predicted model, not a curated record. The transcript is spliced from 2 exons. NCBI's taxonomy places the organism in Eukaryota, Viridiplantae, Streptophyta, Magnoliopsida, Fabales, Fabaceae. Bases 1 to 735 code for a protein of 244 amino acids.
AUGGUUAAAGCGUAUGAAUUAAGAAACCCUAAUAUGCUUGUUGAAGACUCUAUAAAUCCCACAAAAGUAGAAAGAACUGCAACUGAUAAGGAACUUAUGAAGUUUGUUGCAUUUGUUUUGAAGGAAGUAAACUCUGAUGUUUUGCUAGAUGUUCAAACAUCUUUGGUAAAAGAUCCAAGCCCUGAUAAUGACUCAAGUGAAAAAGUUAAGGAAAAUGUUCCUGAUCAUGUUUCUCAUGAGAGAAUAAGUAAAAAGAAAUCUGAGCUUGUUGUCAAUGUUGAAGAACUUACUUCUGAUGAAGAACCCCUUACAAACAUUGAAGUGAAGAGAAAAACUGAUGGGUUGAAAGGUACUCCUUCUAGAAGCUCCACAGGAAAAUAUCAUGUUGGACCCACUAGGUCAUGGAUUAAAGUUACUACCCCUACUAGAAAGAGGAAAAUUGUCUCCUCUAGUGAAUCUGAGUUUGAUGUUGCACAAGAUGUCCAGGAAAUCACCCCUAUAAAAAGAUAUGCUAACAAGAAACCUCGUGAUGCUAGGUCCAAAGCUCCACCAGAUAAUGCUUCUUUACAUUAUAUGAAGAAUGCAGAAAGGUGGAAGUAUGUCAUUCAGAGAAGGGUAACUCUAGAAAGGGAAUUCGGUAAGGAUGUCCUUAAAUGUAAUAAGGUCAUGAAACUGAUAGAAGCUGAUGAGCUAAUGAAGAUUGUCACACACUUUGGACCUUGCUAUGAAAACUGA